This is a messenger RNA of Sceloporus undulatus (fence lizard), 1548 nucleotides long. RefSeq names its product tRNA methyltransferase 61A (gene TRMT61A). Lineage: Eukaryota; Metazoa; Chordata; Lepidosauria; Squamata; Phrynosomatidae. The coding region runs from base 150 to 1085 and encodes 311 amino acids. The transcript has 4 exons. The record is from RefSeq and is a predicted model, not a curated record. Gene Ontology annotation, cellular component: tRNA (m1A) methyltransferase complex; nucleus. Gene Ontology annotation, biological process: tRNA methylation.
GUCAUCACUCUGCGACAGGAAAAAAGAGGAGGAAGCUGUCAAGCCACGUGUCUGGAAGGGAAAGUGCUCCCCAAAUCCAGGCACCUUCCUUGCAAGCCUCUAAGGAACCGGAAAGCGUCAACUAAUUUAUCAUCCACAAGAUUAUCAGAAUGAGUUUUGUUGAAUAUGGAGAUACAAUCAAAGAAGGGGACACAGCUGUGGUCUUCUUGGGCCAUGAGUCCAUGUUUCCGGUGAAGGUGCAAGAUGGUGGUAAAACUCAGACCAAGUAUGGUGUGAUCAGGCACUCGACGGACCUCAUAGGCAAACCAUAUGGCUCCAAGGUGACCUGUAGCAAAGGCGGAUGGGUCUAUAUUCUUCAUCCAACCCCUGAACUGUGGACUCUUAAUCUCCCCCAUCGAACACAAAUUCUGUACUCAACAGAUAUCUCUCUCAUCACCAUGAUGCUCGAGCUGAAGCCAGGAUCCAUUGUGUGUGAAUCAGGUACUGGAAGUGGUUCCCUGUCCCAUGCAAUCAUCAGGACAAUUGCGCCAACAGGGCAUCUGUAUACAGUGGAGUUCCACCAGCAGAGAGCUGAGAAGGCCAUAGAGGAGUUUCGAGAACACAAGGUGGACCACUUGGUGACUGUAAAGAACCAAGAUGUCUGCAAAAAUGGGUUUGGUGUCACCAACGUGGCUGAUGCAGUGUUCCUGGACAUUCCAUCACCAUGGGAAGCUAUCGGCCAUGCCAAAUCAGCUCUAAAGCAUGAAGGUGGACGCAUCUGUUCUUUUUCCCCCUGCAUCGAGCAAGUUCAAAGGACCUGCCUGGCUUUGAAGGAACAUGGUUUUACUGAAAUUAACACUUCAGAGAUCCUGCUCAGGGUAUACAAUGUUAGGACAAUUAGCUUGCAAAUCCCUGACCUUGGGAAAGCAGUCAAGGAGGAUAAUUCUAGUGCAGCAGCGUUUGACAGAGGUAACCAAUCGAAUCAAGAUGCCCCAUGUGCAGCAAGUCCUCAGCCAGGAACCGUGCAAUUUAAAAGCAGUGUACCGCUCAGGGAAAUGGUGGGUCACACUGGAUAUUUGACCUUUGCUACCAAAAGUCUAUUUUAGGUACACACAGAGAGAAGCCUUGUCCCCCCCCCCCCGCCCUUUCGACUGAGCAUCUCAAGCUUUUUUGCUCGCUGGGCAGUUCCAUAUAUAGUCAGAUUGAGUAAGAUUAUGCUUUGUUUAAAUAGCAUGUAGGAGCACUAACCAGAUCAGCCUCAGCGGUACGUUGUCAUUCUGGAACAGCACUUGGCUAGCUGUCAGGUGGGAAGAUGGAUUAGCAGCUAAUAGCUGUGGGCUGGAAUUUGCAAAGUAAAAACUGCUUGCUGAAUUGGGGUGGGGAUGGGUUGAAGUGUUGGGGGGAUGUCAACAAGGUUUCCUUGUGCUUUUUGUAAUUCCUGCAUUGAUAAUUCUCCUCUGAACAAGCUUGCCGUGUGUGUGUGUGUGUGUUUACUAAACUGGAUACCUACAAAUUAGAAAAAUUAUUAUUUUUUAAGAACUGACCAAAUGUUUAAUAAAAAAAAUUGAA